This is a messenger RNA of Penicillium canescens, 489 nucleotides long. RefSeq lists its product as uncharacterized. Gene Ontology annotation, molecular function: N-acetyl-gamma-glutamyl-phosphate reductase (NADP+) activity; arginine binding; L-glutamate N-acetyltransferase activity, acting on acetyl-CoA as donor. Gene Ontology annotation, cellular component: mitochondrial matrix. The transcript is spliced from 3 exons. The record is from RefSeq and is a predicted model, not a curated record. Gene Ontology annotation, biological process: L-arginine biosynthetic process. Bases 1 to 489 code for a protein of 162 amino acids. NCBI's taxonomy places the organism in Eukaryota, Fungi, Ascomycota, Eurotiomycetes, Eurotiales, Aspergillaceae.
AUGCUGUCCCUUCGCUCCGCCGCAGCUUCUACCAAGCCCCUCCAAUCGCUCUCCGCACGGUACUCCGUCUCGGUUCUGCGAGCCGGUGUCGUUGCCUGCUCCCCCUCUCCUGAGCUCGACCCGAGCACCGUCGUCCAACUGCGGAGCAACAUCGGUUCCAAGCGCGAGGCCCAGCAGUACCUGUCCCACUUCACCUCCGUUUCCUCCCAGCAGUUCGCCGUCAUCAAGGUCGGCGACCCUGUCGCUGGCGCGCAAGCUCUUCUGGAGGAGAACAUAAAGUUGGCAGAGGAGCUUGAGCGUAUGGGCGUCCGUGCUCGGCCUAUCACCGCUGGUGUGUUUUCGGCCGAUUAUCUGGACAAGCCCAAGUAUAAUCUAGUGGGUAAGAUCAAUGGCGUGGAGAAGACUAUUGAGCCGGUCAUUGCUGCUGGCUGCCUGCCCAUCCUGACGAGAGCCCCAACACACUCAUAUUACAAGGAGGUGAUUUCAUGA